CGAGUGUUAGAGGGUCGGCCCCUGUGACGUCAGUACGCAUCGUAUUAGCAAUAUUUCGCACAGUGAGAAGAUCUUACUUUGCGGAGCUGCGAUGGAUAAUAAAAAAAAGGAGCUUUCCCAGACUUUACUAAACAACAGUACGAGAUCAUAAAUUAUCGGGUAGCAUUCCGGUUACCAUAUCCGCGAUAUGCAUUAGUUUUCCCCCUUUUCACCAAAACGUUUUCUUCGUUGCCAAUACACAAGCUGGAUCGGACUGGCACUAUACUACACGUCCUCACACCCUCGUUACUUCAGCAAAACUAGAAAGAAACAGGAAAAUCGAAAAGAGGGAAAAUCCCCACUUCGAUACCUCAUCAAGAGACUAGAGAGAAGCAUCCCUAUGUCAGAUUUUUCUUAAAGGCGAAGAGAAGAGAGCUCGAGUGAAUAUUUGAAGUCUGCUGUCGCUAAGAAAACGAAAUUUGUUUCCUAUUAAAUACGUGUAUUGGAAUCGAACCAAAACGCUUAUCAAAGCCACAACAGGCUAAUACUAAAGAAUCGGAGCAAUCCGGAAUGGUCAUUUAUAAGGAUUCAUGCUUGGCUGGCUGAAAAGAAGGGCCAGAGUGACCAUCAACUCUCGUUAUAUCACUCUACUAAGGAGAAAUAUUUCACCCGACAUGAUUGUCCCGGAAUCUGUUCAGACCAUGUUUAACCAGCAUAGUCUCAAGCCCGUAGGGGAACCCCGAUGAAGAUCUAUUCUGAUAGAGGAACAAACUUCUUAAAAGCCGAAAGGGAGCUCCGAGCAACGGUUCAGGCCUGGUCUAAGGACAAAUCCAUUGAUGACACAUGUAAACGAAGGAACAUCGAGUGGGUCUUCCAACCCCCUGCAGCAUCUCACAUGGGAGGCGUGUGGGAACGACAGAUUCGAACCAUACGGAAGAUUCUUUCUUCCAUCAUAGGCACGCAGAGAAUAGAUGAUGAUCGGCUACGAGCCCUAUUUUGUGAAGUAGAAGCCACAAUGAACAGCCGCCCUCUCACCGCGAUCCCGGGCAACGUCACAGAACCAGAAGCUUUGACCCCUAACCAUGCCCUAAGAAUGAAUGUAGGGGAUGGUAUCCAGGUACUCACUGAAGGUAAUGCAUCACUUGACAAUAUAUAUCGCCGAGCCUGGAUACACGCACAAGUCCUAGCAGAUAGGUUCUGGAAGAGAUGGAGAGCUGAGUACCUAAACACAUUGAGGAUGAGACACAGACAGUUGACGCCAUCUCGAAAUCUUCGAGAAGGAGACCUUGUCCUCAUUGUCGAACAACAUACUCCAAGGAAUCAGUGGAGGCUAGGGAGAGUGGUGGAGGCUAUAGCCGGUGAAGACGGCCUCGUGAGAAAAGCCAAAGUUCGGACAAGUUCUGGAGUCCUCACCAGGCCCGUUGUGAAGCUAUGCCUCUUGGAAGCAUCAUUAUCCGGAACGACGGGAUGAUAUGGUUGCUCCACUGUGGAGCAAAAGGGGGGAGUGUAGCCGCUGGUAUAUCAUGUACUUCAUAUCAGCGACUGGUAUAUUAUAUAUUUUUGUAUCACGUAUUCUGUAACACUGCGAUCAGUGAGGUUGUAUUGUAUAAAAUUCAUCUUCUGUCUGACAACCGCCGAGGAGGCCUCGGCGGCUGUGACCACCGGGUCAACACAUGGUCCGUAUCACCCAUAAGAGCUGACCUGUCAAAAUAUGUUUGUGCGAGAGGGUCGUGCCAUAGGAAGUGAUGACGGCUCUUCUAAUGUAUAACAUACGUUACUUGACACUGGAGCUUAUGUAUAUCUAAAGUUCGAGGGGCAGUCCGAGGGGAACCUCAGUGCCGUCAAGACGCCCAUAGCAUUUUGGAAUCAGACUACUAAGCUGAUAUUCUGACUGUUCCCGCAAUGCGUAUGUAUCCAAUAUUUGUAGAUAGUUCUUUAUCAUAUAAUCUAACAUGAUAUUUAGUGGCCUCAUGUGUUGUAGGCAUGCAAUCUUAUAUUCGAUGUAUUAAUUAACAGGUUUGACCGCUACUGAAUAAACUUUGAGCGAGUGCUACGCAGUG
Penaeus indicus is the source of this 2039-nucleotide messenger RNA. RefSeq lists its product as uncharacterized. Gene Ontology annotation, molecular function: nucleic acid binding. Lineage: Eukaryota; Metazoa; Arthropoda; Malacostraca; Decapoda; Penaeidae. Gene Ontology annotation, biological process: DNA integration. The transcript has 2 exons. Bases 722 to 1450 code for a protein of 242 amino acids. The record is from RefSeq and is a predicted model, not a curated record.